Molecule: messenger RNA, 860 nt
Organism: Gigantopelta aegis
Lineage: Eukaryota; Metazoa; Mollusca; Gastropoda; Neomphalida; Peltospiridae
Product: glutamine amidotransferase-like class 1 domain-containing protein 1
Exons: 8
Coding region: 39-719 (226 amino acids)
Source: RefSeq, a predicted model, not a curated record
AUGUGCCGUAGCAAAUUAAUGUACCGGUGUAUUGCAAGAUGUCUGCGCCCAGGACGAGCUGUCUGAUAGUUGUCAGUUCGGCUGUCGAAGGAGUGUCAGCACAGUCAUUUAUACAAGCCUACACUCUAGCCAGCUCAAACUUCUCAAUCCAGCUAGCAUCUCCAGGGGGUCGUCAAGUUGAGUAUGUUCAGCAGGAUGACAACAAUCGGCGUUGGUUUAACGAGUUCCGCUCGAAGGCAAGCUCAACACCGAUUGGACUAGAAGCUAUUGAUCCAAACCGAUAUUCAGCUCUCCUUAUCCCAGCAGCCCAGGGUGCGGUUCAUGAUCUCAGUAGUAACAAAGACCUCGGCCAGAUCGUGGAACAUUUUGUGAAGGAAAAAAAGCCUGUGUGUGCAAUUGGAAUGGGAGUAGCUGGUCUGUGUGCAGCUCGCACAGAAGAUGGCAAGGGCUGGCAUCUGGAAGACUACAGUUUAACUGCUCCAUCAGUAUUCGAGCUUGCUCGAGAGCCUGAGUUUGCGACACUUCCCAUCAUACUGGAAGACUUCAUCAAGGAUCACGGUGCUAGAUAUAAUCGAAGUGAAGCGGAUGCAGUCCAUGUUAUUGUGGACCGCCAUAUGAUCACUGCUCAAAACACACAGUCAACAUUGACGGCCGUGCAGAAUCUUAUACUCAUGUGCAGCCAAAAGCAGUCUAAAGCAGCCGGAAACAAGUAUUUGUGAUAUUUUGUGUUGCUACAGGAUCGUCUUGUUAGAUUUUCACAAAUGUGGAGAACAAUAUAACCAAGUAUUCAUGCCAAACAAUUGAGGAAAAACAAUUGUGUCACUGUGUACAGUGAUAUUAAAAGUCACUGAAUAUUCAAA